This is a messenger RNA of Gigantopelta aegis, 510 nucleotides long. RefSeq lists its product as uncharacterized. Gene Ontology annotation, molecular function: DNA endonuclease activity, producing 5'-phosphomonoesters; nucleotidyltransferase activity. The coding region runs from base 1 to 510 and encodes 169 amino acids. Gene Ontology annotation, biological process: DNA replication. The record is from RefSeq and is a predicted model, not a curated record. The transcript has a single exon. Lineage: Eukaryota; Metazoa; Mollusca; Gastropoda; Neomphalida; Peltospiridae.
AUGGCUAAGAAUAACGCGGCAAAAAGAUGGGUAUUUACGUUGAACAAUUACACGGAGAAGGAUGUUGAUAACAUAAAGGAAAGAGUUACUGAGAGUAGUUGUACAUUCGCCAUUGUGGGAAAGGAGAAAGGAAAGGAAGGAACGAUGCACCUACAGGGAUACAUUAAUCUGAAAAGAAAAAUUCGCAUGAACCAGAUUAAGCAGAUGAUAUCGAAUAGAGCGCACGUUGAACCUGCAAGAGGCAGUGAUUGUGACAAUGAUAAGUACUGCGGCAAGGAAGGGGAUGUAAUUGUUCGGAUUGGAAAGGCACAAGAAGGAGUGACAGAAAAAGGAGGGGGUGCGGCGAGCUGCAAAAAGGCGCGAAUGGUAGCGGAAGAGUUUGCUAAUGGCAAAAACAUUUUAGACAUAUCCCGUGACGAUGAAAUGUGGGCAGCUUUCUGUUAUAAAGGAAUUAGCCGAUGUACAGGUACAGUCCAAUUUGAAAGACAGAGCAAGAGAGAAGUUGAAUGA